Molecule: messenger RNA, 2421 nt
Organism: Anoplopoma fimbria (sablefish)
Lineage: Eukaryota; Metazoa; Chordata; Actinopteri; Perciformes; Anoplopomatidae
Gene: slc71a2a
Product: major facilitator superfamily domain containing 14Ba
Exons: 12
Coding region: 307-1845 (512 amino acids)
Biological process (GO): transmembrane transport
Cellular component (GO): membrane
Molecular function (GO): transmembrane transporter activity
Source: RefSeq, a predicted model, not a curated record
GUGAGCAGCGAGAGAGUGCGUACCAGACGAGCUGCUGACUGACGGACUGACCGGCGGGUCUAAAGGAGACACUGAGACCUCAACACGGGUCAUAGUGACCAUCAUCUACCUGAGACCACACCGCCGCCUCAACACGGGUCACAGUGAUCACUAUCUACCGCCAGCUCGGGUCAUAGUGAUCAUCAUCUACCGCCAGCUCGGGUCAGCCUCUUUGGGGCUACAUAAGGACGAAUCCUGGAAGCACCCGGAGAACCGCGGAUAUCUACGCGGCAUGGAUGCUUCGUGGGCCGCGGCAGGUGUGAAGAGAUGCCGGGGGAGCCGCCGGCGGGGACCGGCCGGGUGGUGCUCGUCAAGAAGAUCAUCAUGAAGGACGGAGCCGCGCUCCAGCAGGGCAUCGGCCGGCCCAGUGUUUAUCACGCCGUGGUGGUGAUCUUCCUGGAGUUCUUCGCCUGGGGAUUACUCACCACGCCCAUGCUCACUGUUUUACACGAAACAUUUCCCCAGCACACAUUCCUGAUGAACGGCCUCAUCCAGGGCGUGAAGGGUCUGCUGUCGUUCAUGUCUGCUCCUCUGAUUGGUGCGCUGUCGGACGUGUGGGGCAGGCGGACCUUCCUCCUGGUCACCGUCUUCUUCACCUGCGCUCCGAUCCCUCUGAUGAGGCUCAGCCCCUGGUGGUACUUCGCCAUGAUCUCCAUGUCCGGAGCUUUCUCCGUCACCUUCUCCGUCAUCUUUGCCUACGUUGCCGAUGUGACAGAUGAAAGAGAGAGGAGCACAGCCUACGGUCUGGUGUCGGCUACUUUCGCGGCCAGCCUGGUGACGAGUCCGGCCAUCGGGGCGUACCUGUCGGCCUGGUACGGGGACAACCUGGUGGUCCUGGUGGCCACGCUGAUCGCCCUGGCUGACAUCUGCUUCAUCCUGCUGGCCGUGCCCGAGUCUCUGCCAGACAAGAUGAGGCUCAACACCUGGGGGGCGCCCAUAUCCUGGGAGCAGGCUGACCCCUUCACUUCUCUGAGGAAGGUGGGUCAGGACCCGACAGUCUUACUGAUCUGCAUCACUGUAUUCCUGUCUUACCUGCCGGAGGCCGGACAGUACUCCAGCUUCUUCCUCUACCUGAGACAGGUCAUAAAUUUCUCCUCCACAACCAUCGCUGUGUUUAUUGGAGUGGUGGGCAUUCUGUCCAUCGUAGCACAGACUCUCCUCCUCACACUGCUGAUGAGGACUCUGGGUAACAAAAACACCGUUCUGUUGGGUUUGGGAUUCCAGAUCCUCCAGCUGGCCUGGUAUGGCUUCGGAUCAGAGCCAUGGAUGAUGUGGGCAGCUGGUGCUGUAGCAGCGAUGUCCUCCAUCACCUUCCCAGCUGUCUCUGCUCUGGUGUCACAGUCUGCUGAUCCUGAUAAACAAGGUGUGGUCCAGGGCAUGAUCACAGGGAUCAGAGGUCUGUGUAACGGUCUGGGUCCGGCUUUAUACGGAUUCAUCUUCUUCCUCUUCAAUGUGGAGCUCAACACCUUGGACCCCAUCGAGGGAGAAUUCAACGUGGACCCCCUUCCUGUGCAAAGUCCCACUGAGCGAGGCCUUAUCCCCGGCCCACCUUUCCUGUUGGGGGCGUGCAGCGUGGUCUUCGCCUUCAUCGUCGCCCUCUUCAUCCCCGAGAAACCCACCCGCUCCUCGUCCUCCUCCCCCUCCCAGCUGUCCCUCAGCGACAAGCCCCAGCUGGACAGCAAAGAGUCCAUGUCCUCGCUGGCCGGCGUCCACAUCAACACGCCCCUCCCGGGCAGCGAUGAGGAGGCCCAGCCCACCGCCAGCGACGAGGACUUCGAGCCGCUGCUGCAGGACAGCAUCGUUUGAUGGAGGGCAGGUCUUCCGUCGCGGCUCGACAGAUCAACAUUCCGUGCUGAACCAGUGACUCAUUUUCUUUGCUGCAGGGCAGAACUAAGUGUACUUUAUUUUUGUCAGAAGAUGGCGAUCGGCAGCAAGGAAGCUCCGAUGGCUUUUGUUUUCAUAGCCAGGAGGCGGUGCUACUUCAGCGACAAGUAGCCAAGGAUGUAACAUCUUGUGAGCGACCAAUGAGGAUGUUUCUUUCACAAGAGGACGGGAGCAAAGAGCUGCUAAUAAGAUGUCUCCCUGCAAUUUGACAGAAGAGACGAUGGGGGCCGCCAGGGACAGCACAGUUCAAAGGGAAACCAUCGAUUGAUUGACAAGCGGAGGGAAUAACGACAGGUCUGGCCAGGUUUGGGACACGCCCACAUAAAUUUGAGGUUUUCACAGAAGGGUUAUCGUUCAUCUUUAAGCUUGAAGUCAUUGAUUGUUAUUUUUUUGUGAUAAACAAGAAAAGGUGUUUUUUACCUUCAGCUGUAUCAUUUUGAAGCCGUAUUUUAAUGCUGUGGUUUAGUUCUUAUUGGUUAUUGUACAAAAUGAAACAUG